Messenger RNA from Orussus abietinus, 4074 nucleotides. RefSeq names its product adenylate cyclase type 2 (gene Adcy2). Lineage: Eukaryota; Metazoa; Arthropoda; Insecta; Hymenoptera; Orussidae. The coding region runs from base 591 to 3629 and encodes 1012 amino acids. Gene Ontology annotation, biological process: adenylate cyclase-inhibiting G protein-coupled receptor signaling pathway; intracellular signal transduction; adenylate cyclase-activating G protein-coupled receptor signaling pathway. Gene Ontology annotation, molecular function: adenylate cyclase activity. The record is from RefSeq and is a predicted model, not a curated record. The transcript has 19 exons.
GGGUUUCACUUCACCUUAAGUCGAAGCUAAUUAUCUUUGAGGAUGCAGCGAGAUUGUUUACGCAGUUGGAAAGGUAAUGCGGCGCUCAGUUAGGAUCCGUGGAUGAUGAUUUCCAUCCCGGUCUUCGGAGAUGUAAGAGCCUUCCGUUCGAAGGAACUUACAUCAGAGUUACGUAGAACAUGUUAUAGCACCGUGAUGGAGGGAGCAAGUCGAGAGUGAGCGCGACCACCAGUUGCGGGCGACACGGCCGCGGAAACGCACGCGGAAUUCGCGCGGCCGGCCGUUCCUCCCUGCUAAUAACACGUUUCUUAAUAACAAUUAACAUAUCCGACAAAAGUCUCUCCAUACAAGUAGGGCGAGAAGUUCACUAAACGCCGUUAAAGAGUCUAACCGUGCGCGCAUCGCGUGAACUGUUUCUUAAAAAGAAAAAUAAGUAAAUAAAAAGGAAAAAAAAGAAGGAUUGAAAUAAAUAAUGCAUCCGCUAGGAAGAUCCACGUAAAAAUUAAGCGCAUGUAGUCCCGCGGAGGAGUCGAAACGAGUCGACCAUUCCUAAUCCGAGGAACUCUCGCCAAAGAGAUCUCUUAAGCGUAAUGGACGAAGAAGAAGAACGCACCGCCAAGGCAAUCGCCGAUGACAGCAGCGACAAGGAGUUGGAGGACCUGCGAAGCAGGUACGAGGGAAAAUUAACGGCCAGCCUCUACACCGGGAAUCUCUUCGUGGCCGUCCUGGCGUCACUUUCCGCCCUCGUCGCGCUCUGCUGUUUGCACGUCAACGACCUCGCGCACGUGCUCCUGCCGAUGUGCGCCCUGACGACGAUGCUCUUCUCGUCCACGAGUCUGCUGGUGGUUUCGCACUUCCCGACGAUCCUGUCCUCGUCCCGAGCGCGGUUCCUGGUGGGUCUGGUGUCGUCCUUGGUCCUAGGUCCCGCCAUCCUGGCCCUGGAUGCCCCCGUUCCCCUCUGCGCCUGCAUCCUGGCCAUCGCAUCCGCUCUUCCAAGGGCCAGGAAGCAGUGCCCCUCCUUCGUCGCCGUCUUCCUGGCGAUCCUCUACCUGGGCAACAAGUGUCGCCACUUCUUCAUGGACGUCGACCUCAAGGACACCGCUUACUACCUGCAGGCCGCAGGGGAGACGGUCCUGCUCCUCGCUGCCAUCUCUGCAGGGCUUUACUUCAGGAUGCUGACGGCCAGGGCUCGUCGAAGGACCUUCACUGGCACCAGGACCGUCAUCGAGUCUCGGGUGAAACUCGAGUGCGAGAGGGAACAACAGGAGCAACUUCUCCUCAGCGUAAUCCCGGCUUACAUCGCCGCCGAGGUUAAACGAAGUAUUAUGCUGAAAAUGGCGGACGCUUGUCAAGAGGCCAACGCUCACAAGCAAACCCGGUUUCAUGAGAUGUACGUACAACGGCACAACAAUGUCAGUAUACUGUACGCGGACAUCGUGAAUUUCACGCCCCUCUCGGAGCAGCUUUCCGCCUCUGACCUGGUGAAAACCUUGAACGAGCUCUUCGGGAGGUUCGACCAGAUCGCCCAGGACAACCAGUGCAUGAGGAUCAAGAUCCUGGGGGACUGCUACUACUGCGUCUCCGGACUUCCGGUCUCCAGGCCGAACCACGCGUACAACUGCGUCAACAUGGGCCUGCAAAUGAUAGAGGCGAUAAGAUUUGUCCGCGAGGCGACCGGCUUCAACGUCGACAUGAGGAUCGGCAUUCACACGGGGAAUGUCCUGUGUGGGGUCCUGGGGCUUCGGAAAUGGCAAUUCGACGUUUGGAGCGACGAUGUAACCCUUGCCAAUCACAUGGAAAGUGGCGGCCUUCCCGGGCGAGUCCACGUAACGAAGGCGACUCUUCUCCAGCUGGGCGAUCGCUUCGAGGUCGAGCCUGGGGAGGGAGGAUCGCGAGAGGGCUACCUUGCCGACCACAACGUCGAGACCUUCCUGAUAAUUCCACCCAAGCAAUCGAAGAAGCAGCGCGCGACAGAGGGCAAGGACCGAUGCAUGACCGUGCCCGGACCAACGCCUUCAAGGUCACGGCCUAGCAGUAAGAUGACGAAGUACGUGGAAUGCUGGGGAGCCGACAAGCCUUUCGCGAACAUCGCCGAGACGACGCUGGCAAAGAACAUCGGGCUGACGAGCAUCGCGAUGAUCGAGUCCAACCUGCUGGCGAGUAGCGUGAGCUGCUUCGACAUUAAACAAUGGUGCGGAGGGAGCGAGGGGUUGUCGCUGUUGACUUACCGGUUCAGAAACAGCACCCAGGAGCGUCAGUACACGGGUCAGAGGGAUCGAGACUUCCCUCGCUAUCUCCUAGCUUCGAAUGUCCUCUACAUGACGAUGUUCUGCCUGCAGAUCAUUUAUCUACCUAGGAGCCUCGUGGUCUACGGGUGUUUCUCCGCUGGUUUCGUCUCCCUGUGCAUCCUUGCUGGGAUAUCUUGGCUUGCCAGCAAGUCGGAAAGUCGCUUCGGUAGCAGUGAUAAGCCGGGUCUCACCAGAGGAAUCGGGAUCGCCGUUUACAUCUCGACGGCUACUUUGGCGGUGGCAUCUUCUCUGAUCAGCUUGGUCGACGUCGACCGGACGGAAGGGUCCGACUUCGUGCCGGCGUUCGUGCACUCGGCAGUAAUCGCCCUCCUGGUAGGCUGGACUCACCUGGGCAUCGGGUUCCUCCUGAAGCUGGGAGUGACGCUGAUCUCCAUACUGGUAACUCUGAUAGUUCUCUCGCAAAUCCCGGCAGUGGCCGUUCGCUACACCCAAAGCAACAACGAAUUUUCCGGUGUCCACUACUUGGGGCAGAUAGGGUACCUCCUCCUGUUGGUGGCCUCGGUGCUCCACGUCUUGGACAGGCAGAUAGAGUACACCUCCAGGACGGACUUCCUGUGGAAGAGCAAGCUCAGGGUCGAGCAGGACGAGGUGGAGACCAUGAGGGGCAUCAACAAGAUCCUGCUGGAGAACAUACUUCCGGCCCACGUAGCCGAUCACUUCUUGGCCACCAGAACGAACCAGGAUCUCUAUCAUGAGAGGUACAACAGUAUAGCGGUCAUGUUCGCCUCCAUCCCGAAUUACAAGGAGUUCUACGACGAGACCGACGUUAAUAAACAGGGCCUGGAGUGCUUGAGACUCCUCAAUGAGAUAAUCUGCGACUUCGACAAGCUCCUCCUGAAGCCGAAGUUCUCAGGAAUCGAGAAGAUCAAGACCAUAGGGAGCACCUACAUGUUGGCGUCGGGUCUCAGUCCUGGAAAGGAAGGAUCCGAUGAGAGGGAUCCGGAGACGCGUCACGAUCACAACGUGAUCGUCCUCGUCGAGUUCGCCAUUGCCUUGAUGACGAUUUUAGAUCAAAUCAAUAGGGAGUCCUUUCAGAGGUUUAAACUGAGGAUGGGUCUCAAUCAUGGCCCCGUGAUCGCUGGAGUGGUCGGGGCACAAAAGCCUCAAUACGAUAUUUGGGGUAAUACGGUAAAUGUCGCCUCGAGGAUGGACAGCUGUGGAGAAAUGGGCAGACUCCAAGUCACCGAGGAAUCGGCGAUGGUCCUGAAGAGUGCUGGAUACGAACUCAUUUGCCGUGGACCUACCUACGUUAAGGGAAAGGGCACGCUAACAACUUAUUUUGUUAAGACGCCGUUCGACGAUAAGCAGAACGGGUACUGAAGACUGCCUUUGUUUUUGACAGUACGUCUUAAAAAAGUUGAAGAGACGAGGGUCGAGGAAACGAGUGUCGUCCGAAGACACGAGCGUAUUUUCUGGCCUCUCGAAGAGCCAUCUUUCAGAUAUGCCGAAGGCUCGAACACAGACCAAAGAAAUGUCCGGAUGACCCGAAAUUCAAAAGGAACUCACGGCCUCUGGUACAACUUAUGCACUUAACGAUAAGAGAAUCAGUAGAUGAAGUAGCUCUAAGGAUUGAACGGUACCUAAUAUGAUACAAUAUUCAAAUGAAGAUACAUCGUUAACAGGAAUGAAAGGAUUUGUAGUUCGAUAGAGUGAAGCGACCUACUAAUGAUCGUUCUUGUUCCUUUGACUGGUCGAUAUUAAAUGAUUCUGCACAAAGAUGACGUGGUAGUCUUUUAUAACUUUCCGUGUCCUAUUUUCUAAACAC